AUGUUCCGUGCGUUCGCUUGGGCGUUCGCCUGCGUUGGCCUCGUUUCUGCAUGGACACGUCUGGCAGUUGUCGAAAGCGGAUCUUGUGAAAAAGCUGGAUGUGAGGUCAUGGCCACAUGUCCUGAGAAGACCUGGCCGGUGGCAUGUCGAGCCAUUUCCAGCCGAGCCGAAGCCAGCAACUCCUGGCUCAAAGACGGCCGUUGUGUGGCGUCCUCCAUCUUCGAUGAACGGAUAACGGCGAAGGCGGCUUGCACCAGCAUGUUUCGCAGCUUUGUGGUUACAGGUGAUCGCGAUGCUCGUGAUGCUCGAUGCCCCGAGGGAUCCUCGUUGGAGAAAUGCUUUUGCCAGGAGUGUAUGGGUCAACUCGCCAUUAAUAGCAACGGGACUUGCCUGGCGCCGGAGGGCCGUCCACAAGCUCUGUGCCUUUCUGGGGAUACCCAGUGGCUCUUGCAGAAUGCUGCAAGCAUUGGUUUUGUGGAGUACUGUGGCUGGAUGCCGUAUCAACGUCCGCGAAAUCUUCCGGCAGAGAGCUACAGGAACGACAGCGACUGUCGCCACGUGAUGGCCAUGGAUCCGGUGGGCUUCGCCGGGUGCAGCACAGAGGAAUGCACCUCUCUGGAGGAUUGCAUCGCCAGAUGCGACGUCUGCGCCAACUGCAGCGCUGUGCUUCAAAUGGCUUCCGGGACCAGUCCGGCUAGGUGUUACAUGCAAGAGAACAUUCAUGUGGAUGAGAUCAGGUCGCAGGGUUUCGAGACUGGCUUCUUUGUGAACGAACGCAACGGCUUCGGUUGCAAUGGUCGUAUCGAGGAUCGCAUGGCGCGAGGCAUCACUGGUGUGAAACUCUUUGCAGAUCUGGAAUGCCAGAAAGAGCUGAAACCGGAGAAGCUCUACAUGAUGGAUGCGGUGGGUCUGAUGCCCUUGGACGGCACUUGGGUGCCCAAGUGCUCGCAAAGCCGAUGUUCCCCCGGAGGUCUAAGCUUCGUGGCCACGUUUGUUAAGCCCAGCGUGGUGCGCUGUGUGGCUGUGCAGGCCUCCGACAGCUAUGGCUUGGGCUGGCGCCUUUCCAAGACUUCGGCCGCCUUGACAGGCAUCCAAAGCUUAACCGAGACGGUGUGGCAAGAGGUGGCACGCUCUGGCAAAGGAAUGGGAGUGCGAGCCACUUGGGAUGGCCUCAUGGAGGUGACCAUGUUGAUGUUCUCCACGCUCUGGUGCAGAAUGAAAGGACGCUACCGCUGGGACGGGAUGUUGACCAAGUCGCCAUGGAAAGAUCUGAAGUCGAGUUCAGCGUCGGAGAAUCAGGUACCAGGUGGAGAUGUGGCGGUGCUGCCUGUGGUCAUUUCACUUCUGGUUUUCUUCAUCUUUCUGAGCCUCAUUAUUUGGAUGCGCUAUUUCAACACACACCGCAAUGCGGCAGAGAAUCUAAGACCUGCGGCCACCAUGGUGCCAGCGAUGGAAGUCGCAUUGACUUUGGAUGAGAUCACCUUCCGAGAUGAGGUGAGAGCUGAGUCUACCGUGUCCUACAUGCUGCCAAGUGAAAUUCCCAUUCUGCAAAACCUGCUGGAUUUUACAUACCGCUCCACUGUGACACACGAGAGGCGGUGUCCCCAACACUGUGCGAGAGCAGCACCAUGUCCUUGUGUCCAAGUGGGUGGCACUCCAGGUCUUCCAGUGGCCUUCCAUGCGCUGAACGCCUUGCGUUUCAGGGCCACGUCCAUGACUGGCUAUGUGAAGAAAAGAAAAGAGAUCCAACAGAGACGUGAUGCGUUGAAGUGUUUGGAGAUGUCCAGCCAAUUGGCCGUGGCCAAAUAUCCGCAGCUCAAGGAGGUACUUGCAAACUUGGAGCCAAGUAGCAACGAGGCAUACCUCUGGUAUGGUACCAACAUCCGGAGAGCUUUCGAUUUCUUGGACUUGGCCGCAGGAUCAGACGAGACGGCCAAGCUUGGUCUUCGAUUCGCGGAGAGCUGCACUAAGGCGGACGAGCACGCCAUGGACGACCACGGACAUUAUGAGAACGUCUUUGCGCUGCUCUUGUGUCGCGUGUGCUUGGGACGUUUCUACUACACCACGGAAGCUGGGCUACGUUGCUGCGUUGCGCGGUAG
Messenger RNA from Cladocopium goreaui, 2100 nucleotides. The record is from the annotation of a GenBank genome assembly. NCBI's taxonomy places the organism in Eukaryota, Dinophyceae, Suessiales, Symbiodiniaceae.